This is a messenger RNA of Melampsora larici-populina 98AG31, 2085 nucleotides long. RefSeq lists its product as uncharacterized. The record is from RefSeq and is a predicted model, not a curated record. Lineage: Eukaryota; Fungi; Basidiomycota; Pucciniomycetes; Pucciniales; Melampsoraceae. Bases 1 to 2085 code for a protein of 694 amino acids. The transcript has a single exon.
AUGCUUACUUCCAAGAUAUGGCUUAUUCACUUUACUCAAGUUGUCUUCAUCCCAGUGAUCUUUGCAGGAUUUUGGGAUGAUAAGCACACAGUAGAAUUCUACUCAGACAUCAUUGAUGCAGAACCAAGCAUUGAAACUAGUUUUUCAAAACCUGAUGGCCUUUCAAUGCAGGACAGAAUAUAUCCACGACAGAUCAGUUAUGAUCCAAUUUCUUUCAACCAAGAUAUAGAAUAUGGCUGGGAUCACUUCUGUGCAGAUCACUAUCAUACACCGGACUUCCAUUCACAGGAUAGCCUAUUUCCAAGUCAAGAAUCAAGAGAUCAAACUGAAAAAGAGAUGGAAUUGGAAACAGGCACUACUCAAGUGAGAAGUAUCUCACCAAGAGAAAAUGUAUCAAUUGGUAGAAUGGGAAAGAGUUUUGGAAGCACCAAUACACAACCCUUGAAUGAACCAAUUGUGGCUUUUGAACAACCUUUGAUGGUUUGUCAAGACUCUGAAACCAUGCAGGUGAGAAGUAUAUCAGCAAGAAAAACUUUACCAAUUGAUAUCAUGAGAAACAGAUUAGAAAACACCAAUCAAGACGAAUCAACUGAGACUCUAAUACCAUCUGAACGGCCUGUGAGGGUACAGAGAAACAUUGGAACCAAACAUAAGCUCAAUCACCUUCCUGAAGCAAGACAUCAAAAGAAACACAAAGAAAAUGAUACACCUCAAGAGAACAUGCAACUUGAGAAGAAAUUACAAGACAUUAAUCACCAGAAGCAUCACCACUAUGCACAUGAAAUCACAUUGAGCUCAGUUCUUCAAUGGCAAUGUAGAAUACUAUUGGCCAAGAGAUACAAUGUCUCUUACAAAAUUGCAAGAUUUUUCAAUAAUUUAGAAAAAUCCUACAUGCUCAUGCCAGAUCAUAGCUUAUAUAGACUCAGAAAUUUCAGUCAAUUCCAUAUAUCUAUUGAGAAAUUGAGGACCAGCCUUGUAAUGGGGAGUAUAGGUGCUUUGAAGCUCAUAGUCCAAAGACACAUUGGAUUGGAAUUGAUGAACUCAUUGAUUCUUGAUUUAUGGGAAUAUCUUCAACAGUUUAUCAAUGAUGAGUUGAUGUUGUCACCAAAAGAGACUAUUAUAAUGUCAGCUGAGAAGCAAAAAAGACAAAAACACAACUGGAUCCAACCUGGAGAACUCCUUGAAUAUUUAUCAAAUCUUGCAAACAGCUCUCCAAUAUCAUCAAAGAUUGUACACCUAAAAAUCCAGGAUUGGGCUACCACAACCACCUACAAGAAUAUGAUCUCUGGUAUUGCUACAGAUUAUCAGUCACUUGUUGAAGAAUGUGAGACAUUUUACAAACAAAAAGGAGAAGACAAGACUGUUUAUUACAAAAACAAAAAUAAGGCCAGAAAUCACCACAUAUUGCAAGAUAACUUAACCAACACAUCAACAAGAUUGAUCCCAAUCCUCUCCUCUUCUCAAUUAGUCCAGGCUCUCAAGAAGCUAGGAUGGGAUGUGGCUAGAAGCAAGUAUACUGUCACCUUCUUUUCAUACCUUCACAGUGUUAUAGAAUCCAAUCCUGACCCAGAAAAGAGUCUUUACAAUGAUUCAAAGGAUGUCCAGGAAGGAGCUCAGAUAUUAAACAAAAAAAUGGUUCAUCAGGCAAUCCACUUAGCACAAAAUGAAGUGACUCCAGCAUUCAUGGGUCUUUUGCGGCUGAUGCAUCAUGAUCCAGCAAUAGACGCUGAUUCAACUUGGAAUGCUGUAUCUCAGAGUGGUUGGGAAUUUUUGAAAGAGUAUUUUUCUACAUGGAUUAGAUAUCUUUCAGAACCAGAUCAUCAUAUCUUGGUGAUUCCUCCUGGAAAAGCUAGGGUGUUGGAUGAAUGGUUUGAUUUGAAAGUAACACUGAAUUAUCUAAGCAAAAAAAGAGAGACAAACACAGUACCACAAGGUCUGAUUUGGUUUCUGGCAGAUGUGUGGUAUGAUGAAAUGAAUUGUCCAGAAAGUAAUGGCAAACAAUCACCAAGUUUUAGGAUUCUUCCUCCACACAGGAAAGUUAUAGAACAGAGGUGUCUCCAAAGAAUGCCAAGGAAAGACUGUUGA